This is a messenger RNA of Helianthus annuus (common sunflower), 1381 nucleotides long. RefSeq names its product putative F-box protein At3g16210. Bases 108 to 1187 code for a protein of 359 amino acids. Gene Ontology annotation, molecular function: protein binding. The record is from RefSeq and is a predicted model, not a curated record. The transcript is spliced from 2 exons. Lineage: Eukaryota; Viridiplantae; Streptophyta; Magnoliopsida; Asterales; Asteraceae.
UUUUUAGCUUUAUAAAUUAUAAGCCGAGAAAAAAACAUCACAACGCAAAAGGAACUUGGUGAAGAAGGGGCUGCAACAAUUCGUUAUUGCGUUGUCACUCAUCAUCAAUGGCGGAAGAAUAUCUACCUGAGCAUAUUCUCUACCACAUAUUACUUCGAAUGCCUACAAAAUCGGUAAUAAGAUUUAAAUGUUUAUCAAAGCAAUGGAAUCGUCUGAUUUCAGAUCCUUCCUUUAUGGAGUCGAGAGCACGACGGAUGAACUUUCUCCCUAGCCUACCUUUUCAUGUUAUAGACGACAAUGUGACAGUCAACGACGACAUGGCUCCAUCGACUAUCAAGCUUUUCUCUCCUCUAAUUAACUCAAAGAAAUAUACAAAGAUCACUGUUGUUGGGUCGUUCAACGGGAUAGUCCUUUUAGUCCUAGAAAAUCAUAAGACGAGCAAUGCGUGGUACAAUCAUUAUGAUCAUGAUAUGAUGUUAUACAAUCCAUUAUCUGGAGAGUUCAAGACACUUCCUCAUUCAGGAACCUUUGAUGGCCGAUAUUGUAACUAUGUGUAUGGAUUUGGUUACAGUACAACCGCAGAUGAUAUAAAGAUUGUUAGAUUAAAGGAGGUUUCGUGCCGUUUAGAAUUUAGUGAGGUUUUCAGUCUUAAAAAUUGGUCAUGGAGCAGACCUUCAAAGGUCGGUUUAGAAUCUAGUGAGGUUUUCGGUCUUAAAAAUUGGUCAUGGAGCAGACGUUCAAAGGUUAAGGGCUACUCGACUUAUGGAAGGUAUUCAGGUACAUUUGUAAAUGGAUUUUUGUACUGGGUUGUAAAGGACAGGACAUGUUACAUUCCAUUGAUACUGGCUCUUGAUAUUAACACGAUGGUAUUUUCGGAUAUAAAAGUCCCAGAUGGACGUUGGUUGAAUCGUUUGGGUAGAUACAAUGGGCGACUUUGCAUGUUUUGCUCUAAAAUGAAUGUGGAAGGAUACGAGUUAAGGGUGAUGAAUGAACAUGGGUUUUGGUCCACAAUAUGUUUGUUCGCACCCAGGCCCACAACGCUAAUUUCGUACUCUAAUAAUUUUGGGAUGUUGUGUAUUUUGGAUGACGGGAAACUUCUUAUGUCGAGGUCUUCAAAACAACCUGUCAUCUACGACGUGUUUGAAGAUUCAUACGUACAAGGAGGUGAUUGGCUUAACGGGUUUUGAUCUAGUUGAGAGGCCGGUUGCAUCUAUUGAUAUAUGUUCUGUUACCAUAUGAGUAUGACCAAUCCUUUUGAAUUCAUUGCUUCUUCCUCUUUUAUCACUGUGACACCUACACGUGGGACUAACUUUUUUAUUAUUUUUAAACUAGUUUUAAAUUUUAGAAUUUAAACUUAAUGCAUUUAUGCGUAUUAUGAUUA